Messenger RNA from Callorhinchus milii (elephant shark), 8895 nucleotides. RefSeq names its product epsin 2 (gene epn2). Gene Ontology annotation, molecular function: clathrin binding; phospholipid binding. NCBI's taxonomy places the organism in Eukaryota, Metazoa, Chordata, Chondrichthyes, Chimaeriformes, Callorhinchidae. The transcript is spliced from 9 exons. Gene Ontology annotation, cellular component: endosome; clathrin vesicle coat; plasma membrane. Gene Ontology annotation, biological process: endocytosis. The record is from RefSeq and is a predicted model, not a curated record. Bases 230 to 1975 code for a protein of 581 amino acids.
UCUGAAAACUCGUUUGCCGAUGGUGGGCAGAUUAGGUAAUUUUCCUAAUACAGCAAGUUAUCCCUUGAAAGGAGGAAAUGAUUUUGCCAGAAGAUUUGAGUUGAUUAAUACAAGAACUUUGAGUCUUCUUUCCGAAAGAAAAGUGUUCAUUAAAAAAUUCUCUUAACAUCAGACAAGUUCCUUUAAAAGACCUUUUCUAGUAGAUCUGCUUCUUGUGAAGAGAUCCAUCAUGACGACAUCAGCUAUUAGACGACAGAUGAAAAACAUAGUAAACAACUAUUCUGAAGCUGAAAUUAAAGUGCGUGAAGCAACCUCCAAUGACCCCUGGGGACCUUCAAGUUCCUUGAUGACUGAAAUAGCAGACCUAACCUACAAUGUUGUGGCAUUCUCAGAAAUAAUGAGCAUGAUCUGGAAACGUCUCAAUGAUCAUGGCAAGAAUUGGAGACAUGUCUACAAGGCUCUGACAUUGUUAGACUAUAUGAUAAAAACUGGGUCUGAAAGAGUUGCACAGCAGUGCAAAGAGAACAUAUUUGCCAUUCAGACCCUAAAAGACUUCCAGUAUAUUGAUCGUGAUGGCAAAGACCAAGGCAUAAAUGUGCGAGAGAAGUCAAAGCAGCUUGUGGCUUUGCUGAAGGACGAUGAGCGUCUCAAAUCUGAAAGAUCCCAAGCUCUUAAGACAAAGGAACGUAUGGCUCAGGUAGCCACAGGAGUAGGAAGCAGUAACCAGAUUACUUUUGGUCGUGGGUCUAGCCAGCCUAACCUCUCUACAAGCUAUUCAGAACACGAGUAUGGAAAAUCAGGAGGAUCACCUGCUUCAUACCAUGGUUCAACCUCUCCACAAGCUUCUUCGGAGCUGGAGCAGGCAAGACCCCAGACAAGUGGAGAGGAAGAGCUACAGCUGCAGUUAGCUUUAGCCAUGAGCAGGGAAGCAGCAGAACAGGAGGACCGCAUUCGCCGUGGUGAUGAUCUUCGACUUCAGAUGGCUUUAGAGGAAAGUCGCAAAAAUACAUCUCUAUCCGGAGGAGACACAGCUCGAAAGAAGAAAAAGACACCAUUGCUUAAUCUUAUGGAUGCUGUGCCUACUGCACCACGACAAAAAACAGAACCCUGGGGAGUAACUGUCCCCGCAGAACAAAAUGACCCAUGGGGAGGAACCAGCAGUCCAAUAGCACCUGACCCAUGGCAAUCACUUGGUACCAAUCAAGCCACUGCCAUCGAUCCUUGGGGUACUUCUGCUUCCUUGGCCACCCAGUCACUUCCUACAAAUAUCGAUCCAUGGACUUCCUCACAGGUCUCAUCUGUUGCUGUGAAACCUUCAGCUGACCCAUGGGGAACAUCUCCAUUAGCUUCUGUGAACACUGGAAGUACAAAUUUUGAUCUCUUCACCACAUUGAAUGGGGCAGCCAAGGAUGACUUUGCUGAUUUUGAGGGCCUUCGAGCAUCUGCAAAAAAGGCAACUGAUGGGGCUGAUAUGCUGGGAGCAAGUUCUAAGACCAGUGGUUCAGUUAGUCCAGAUUUAUUUGAUGCUCAGCCCACAACUCGGAAAAUACCAGAGUCCUUCCUGGGCCCCAAUGCAGCCCUGGUGAAUUUGAAUUCACUGGUUUCCACGCCUUCACAACUUUCCAGUGUAUCUAAUCCUUUUUUAGCUCCAGGUCCAACCCCUGUCCAGGUCACUCAAAUUAAUCCCUUCCAAGUUAACCAGCCACAGCCUCCUACCCUGAAUCAAAUGCGGGGAAGCCCCUUAAUGGCUUCUGGGCAGCCUGCGUUUGGCAGCAUGUCUACAGUCAACCUGGACCCAAUGCCACGCACCUCCUUGUCGGCACCAAUGGCAAUGGGCAUGGUUUCUGUUCCAGUUAUGGGUAGGAUUGGUACAGGAAUGAACACUGUGGGAACAAUGCCCCAACAACUUAUAUCAACAGGCAUCCUUCCACCUACAAACCAGACCUCUAGUACGACUAAUCCUUUCCUUUUAUAAAAAGACUAGAGGAUAUGUCUUCAAUAUAAAGAGAAAACCUAGAUAGGAGUAUAGCUAAGCAUUUUAGACUACAUUUAUGGGUGUGGUGAGAAACUCUUCAAAGUAGGUUUGGAUUUUACUGUACUGUUUUUUAUGAAGUACGUAUUGAUGGUGGUUAAUUUUCACUGUUUUCUAAAGAAGCUAUUUGCUGCCAAUGGAGGUAUCGUACAGUGACUGGACAUUUAGUUGAACAGUAGUAACGUGAAUCUAAUAUUUACGCCUAUUGUAUCCUCCAAUCCUUAAGUGCAUAUUACAGUUUGUCCAAAGGUAACAUAGUGUUGUGUGGUAUAUUCACUGUUUACUCUGUUUUUGCAUACUUUGCAGAUAAUUGAUAUUUGACCUGCUUCUUCAAAGAAAGUAAAUUAUGAAAGCCUUAGUGACUGUUUUGGGAAUUGGAAGUUUACUUUUGGUCAAUGAUAAGCGGUUUUGAAUAAGGAUAAUUAUAGCAUAACUAUACUACGCACCCUAGGCUCAAAGCUGAUGAAUUAAAAAUAAUUUUGUAAACCUGUGAGGAUAGCUACAUUUUUAAUGUGCUGUGUUCUAAAUAUGCUAUUGCACAAAAUGUUUAAGCAUAAGACUGUUGCAUGCACCUUUUAUCACUGCUUGAAAUCAUGCUCUGGGCACUGGAUACCAGUUAAUCAGAUGGUAUCAGUUAUAUUUUAUUAAACAUAACACUGAUAGGAUUGAAAUCCAUUGUAAAGUGAUUUGAUCAUUAAAGUAUUGCCUCAGAUGAUGAAUAAACAUCUAGCAAAAGUUAGAAUAAAUAUUGUGAAGAACAAUUUUUUAAGUGGGUGGAAAGUUGCAUGGAUCAGUCUAUUUCCAUAAUUGAAAUUUUAGGACUUGCUAAUAAUGGGAAUUGCUAUUCUUCUCUAGAAUAUUUAAUAACACUUGUCCAGGUGUAAGGUUGUAUUGUUCACCUUUGUUAAUACAACAAAAUAGAUGCAUGGUGAUAAAAUAAACAUUUAGUAUAGAGUUUACAUCAAUGUAACUUCAGAAUUUAGAAGCUUUUCAUUUCAUUUAUUUUUGUAAGUACAGCAAACAUUAAGCAAUUUCAAUUUGAACAUUGGCAGAUGUAGUUAAUCCUGGAAACUUUGCACAGCUUCCUUUCUUCAAGGUGGUCUCAUGUUAAGGUUAAAUAGAAGAAUAUUACAAGUUUGUCAUUUGAAACCAUAUUGCAGUUUACAAGUUUGAUAAUGUUUUUAAGGUUUUAUUUAGAAUGUUAGAAUUUUGCAAACUUUCUUUUUAAAAAAUCUGCUUUAAAAUGUUGCAUUGACAGGUGCCAUGAAAUAUAUGGCCCGAGAUUGUAUGUUUUCAUUGUUAUUGCAAGAAAGAUUAAGAUCUUUGUUUUAGAAAGAGAAAAGGGAAUCCAAUGAAUGUAAGUGUAUUUGCAUAUUAUGUUCAGUAUGUCAUGUGGGUUCAAAGCUAAGUGCAUAGCAGUUUAUGAACAGUUAUAAUCAAUUGCAAGCUGAUUUCUGUUGGAUGAAAGACUGGCUAGCAGAUGGCUUAAUAGUAAAUUACUAUGCACAAAUGUUAAUAAGCAGUUAGUUCCUUUCAUUUCAGCAAUUUAAAUGCAUAGACAACACCCAACUCACGUAUUGCUUUUAUCAUUGUGUGCACACUUCACAAAUAAAGGCAAAAUAUUUGUUUUAACUUUAAAUUUCAUGGCUGAGCAAAUUUAGAAUUUCACUUCUCUUUAAAGUGCAAAAAUGGCAAAAUUAACGUUCUGCAUUUUUCUUUGCAGCUGGUGCUGGUGCACUUUGUAAUUUGACUAGCAAAUAGCUCUUGGAGAAUAGCAUCCUACACCCACUUAAAGGGAGAAGUAGAAACUUUAGUUUUGCUCAUUAGUUAUUUUAUUCUAAAGAAAAUAAUUUGAUGUCCAUAACUUACUCAUAUUGGUUAACCAUUAUGAGCAAGUCCAUAUUUUUCUGCUAGCAUACAAGUUUUAACCUGCACAGAUAGAUCUCUAUUAACAGAUUUUAAUGACAUUGGUUUGUGUCACGUGUUAUCCACAUCUAAGUGAAAUGAUGAGCUCCAGUAGUUCUUCUGCUUAAAGAUAGCAAGGUAUGAAAAAUAUAAGAAUUAGUUUAUCAAACUAAUUUGUCUAGUGAUGACAUACACUGGCUACAUUAGUGUGCACCUUAUACAAAAAUAUUUUUGGCAUUACUACAGAUAGUAUGGCACAUUUUAUAACAGAAUAUUUUCAGAUUUGUGAAGUUAUUUUGACACUUUAGCUUGCAUUUUUUUAUGCAGGUUAUCUACAUGCCAAAUAUGUAGAUGACCCAAAACAAAAUUUCUGUUAAGUUGUUCAUUCAAAAAGCUAUCCCUGUUGAGUCACAACACAUAAUAUAUUUAUAUUUGAGUAAUUCCAGAUAUUUUGAAUUUAUUUCAAGAUUUUGGAAGGGUGCAUGUGAGUGUGUGAGAGUAUGCAUGCUAAGAAUGUAGCCACUACUUGUAGCCUUGCAUUUAGUCACUAAAUUUUAUACAAAGCUUCUGGUAAGAUUUGUAAUGUCAGAAGUGUUUCCACCCUGUACUGUAAAAUUUCUUUGCUGUUACAUAACUGCAUAAAUGUUAUGUUUGGUCUGUUUUCGGUAUCUGUUAUUUGUAUUUCAAGUGUACUGUAGCUAUCUACUAAUAUUUUAUUAUAGAAAUUGUUAUGGUAGUAUUUUAAAUGGUCAUUUAUACAUUUUUAACAUUAAAUACUUUUGUAUGUAUUACCUUUAACAUACCAUAGAUUAAGGAAGCCAUGCUUCUGGGAAAUUUCAAGAAUGUGACGCCUGAAAGGUUUACCAGUUGGAACCUAUGUGACUUCCCCUUCUUGUGAUGGAACAUUAUGCAUUUUUUCACCACAUACCCCAACAUACAUUUGCAUCUUUUUCCAUUUUGAUAUGGUGGCUGCGGAAUCCUGUCACCACCAUAAUUUGUGCUCUAACUAUGCCUUAUUGUGACAUAUCUUGAAAAAGUUUAUCUUUUACACUUGGAGUCUAUCUGUAGCUCCCGUUGACCUGUGACGUUUAGUAGAUUUGCUGUCACACUUGUCUCUGGAGCUUUCAUUCAUGAUAUGUUGAUAUUGAAUGCUAGGUAAGCUGAAAUUCAAUACAAUUCUCUCCUUUUUGUACUCUUAGUAAAGGAAAGCAAAAUAAUACUAUUAGGAGGCAAGCCUAUCAGUUUCCAUAAAGCAAACAAUUUCCGAGAAGCUAUUUGUCCAACAAUUUUUUUUCUUCUUCCUGUGGGAUAGUGCCUAUGUGUUGUGACAUAAUUGAAACCAAGAGUUCACUGAGGUGCAGGCACAUAUCCCAACAAUCUGUUGCAGCAUUCCAGAGUGGUUCUUGAACAAGACAUUGAUAUUGAUUGUGGCCCUAAACGAAAAAAUUAGACGAACCUGGAAGAAGAAAUGCUUGUGCUCCUGACGACUUCCUUUAGCACCAUUGUACCAUUGAUGGCUAAAUUUUAUAUAUUCAAAAAAUCAAGGCUGACAAGCUCUUUAUAAAGAAAAUAUUCCAAAUGAUUGUGCUUCUUCAGUAUAGUCCGAGAUAGUCGUAGAUAGGAUGUUUUUGUUGCUGUAGGUAGUGAGGAAAGAAUGAAGCAUGUGAGAUGUUAACUUUCAAUCUGGUUUUAGUACUCAAUUUUUAUCAGGGUUACCUAUUGCUUCUAAUUGCACCUCAAUUGCUUGUUUAACCCUACCCAGACUGGCUUUUCUAAUGCAAAAACAGGAAAGAAGAUUGAACACGUUUUGUAGAUUUCUAAUGGGCCUUGAAAUGUCUAAAUUCCAGAACUUUGAAGAAAAUUCCCUUCAUAGGAGGUAGAUAAUAGAAAAUAUAUUGGAACUGAGUCAUCUAGCCAAUCUUAUUGGUAUUCAGAUUGAGCAGCAUUGUCACAGCAAAACUACCUCAACUGGCAGUGCUUUUUAUUAUUGGCAUGAAUGUAACAGAAAUAACAAAAACUAAAAUAUAGCAUUUUCUAUUGUUUCUCAAAAACAACUUUUCUGCUUGUAUUUGCAUUUCUACCCCUUUGGCAUGCAUGGUCUAUUAUGUGAUAUGCACUAGUUUUACAAACUGUAUUUUUAUUCUAAAAAAAUUGACUUGACCUAUUUCCAUCUUCUAUUGGGAAAAAAUUGACUUGACCUAUUUCCAUCUUCUAUUUGGGGAAAAAAUUGACUUGACAUAUUUCCAUCUUCUAUUUGGGGAAAUAUGUCAAUUAGUAAAUUACAUUUAUGACAGUGGGAGUUGCACAAGACUUGAGUCACUUUGAAAAUUGUCACCACUCUAAAAGUAAAAGUUCACGAAUAAUUUUUGUGAUUUAAAAUUCCUGGAUUUUGUAAAUAAAAUGAAAUUAUUUUUAUUUUGCUAAUUCAUUUUGAUGCAUUUGAUUCAGAUAUUCUCAAGAUAACCGAGGAUUUACAUUAAUACAGUGACUGCCAAAAUUCAAAGCAAUUUUUGGUAACUAGUUUCCCUUAUUCUUUUCUCUCCCGACUGCCCCCACCCCAUUCCCACCCACCCAUAAAAAAAAGCAAAAAAAUGCUUCUUCCUGUUAUUCAGGUUUCCCUGCAAGCUAGAGGGGUUGACAAGUAGCUUCCCUCUAGGUCUCAUUGUGUCAGAAUGGUCUUGUGAAUGGUCUUCUGAACCAGAAUGGUUCUUCCCUUCCUGCUCCAGGACAUUGAGACUGAGAUUAACAGCUCAGCAGUUAAACACUGGGUACAAUCUUAGAUCUCCAUACCACUCAACGUUCAAGUUCCCUGAAGGCAAGUGACUAGAAACAAAAUGGGAUUGCAUGUUUCUUGUAAUAGCCAUGUUUUUUACCUAUACGGUAUCAAAGAAUAUUGAUAAUGUCAGACUUGGUAAUUUACAAUAGGAAUCAUAAUUGAGCAGUAUAUUUUCUUCCAAAUGUGGAUUCCCACUGCACAAAUACAAGAGUGUGUUAUAUGUCCUUGUUUCAGAGAAAGUUAGAAUGUCUAAUAUUGUAUAAAAUCAUUGAUAUGAAACAUUUAAUGAUGAAAAAUAGAAAAGAGCAUGAGGGGGGAGAGCAGGCAAUUAGGAAUAGAAUAUUACCUCGUUUGAUGAACUUAUUUUUAUUCUAAAAUUCUACCAAGAUUCUAGUUAGUUAGCAUGUGUUAGAAAUGUCUAUCUGAAGAGUUGGCUCAUUCUGUUGAUUAGAUAUACACAUCUCGUAUCUCAAUAAAUAUGUAUAUCAAGGUUGUUAAAUGCAUGUAAGAGCAUUACCAGCUGGGUGCAUAAUAUAACAUUUCUACCAGGAUUCUUUAAUUAAAGAAAUUGGAAUUUCAUCACCUUGAUUAAGGAAUCCUGUUAGAAAUUGCUGCUCAUCUAUUCAGUUAUUAGGUUGUUAGCUGACUAUCAGUCCACCAUUAUUGUACCAUUAAACCAUCAGAGUACAUCUGAGUAGUCAGUGAAGGUGAUACUGUUGGAGUCACUUUGGACUUCACAACUUUGUGUCAUGGCUAUUUAUUAGUCAGUGAAUUGCUACACAGAAAUGUGCAACAGAUGGAAAAAUAGGCCUUUUGUUUCUUUAAUGUCCUGCUUUUCAGAUUUCACAACUCUUCCCUCCAUCACAAGACUCUGUGAGCCUAUCUCCCCCAUCCCCCAGAAUAUAAUAUUCAAGAUCCUAUCCUCACUUUUAAAUCCCUCCACAUUUUUGCCUCUGCAUCUUUCUUAAACUUUUAUCAACCUGACUGCUCUCACCACACUGCAGGCACUGGCCUGUUAAUGUUGGGUUUUCAGCUUAUCUACUCCCACUCUUUGGAACUCCAUUCAGUUCCCUGUACCUCAAGACCUUGUUCUUCGAUUGGUCACCUUCCUCCUGAAUCCACCCCUCAGCUCUGAUGAAAACUUCAACUAGCGCUCAUGUGAAAGGAACAAUGUAAAUGUGUUGUUGAGGGACAUUUUUGUGAGGGAGUGAGAAAGGGGAAGUCACUUGGGUUCUGGUUAAACAGAUCAAGAUACUACUGUGAUUUCUCGGUUGUUUAGCUCACCUUUGUUAUGGUAUGCAAAGGAUAACUUGAUUUCAAGAAUGAGAAAUACUACACCUAAUGGUGAGUAACCUAUCUUUUCAUAUACUACAUUCUGUAAUUUACCAAACUCAUUAAUGAUGCUGGGAGCAGGCUGCUUUUAUGGAAUUUGUACCCAGUUGUUGUAUAAUAUAAUUUAUCAUAUUAUUGUAACAUAUGUUCUGUGUUUUAUUUUCUAUGUAAUGGUUUUGUAGAAAGUCACACAAAUGUUUAUCAUUUCAACAGCAGUAAAGAUCAGGGGGCUCUUGCUUAAAUAAUGAAAUUAAAUAAUUGUUGUUGUUCAAGCUUAUUUUACAGCCAUAAAGAUGUUGAUCUGGGUUUAACACAUUAUUACAAUUUCCCUGCAGGUUCCAAGGGUCUGCCUUGUUCAGUUGGUACUGUCGUACUCUUACUGCUGGGUUAGAAGGUUAUGGAUUUAUUUUAAGACAUAUUCCAGCGCAAUACAAAAAAAAGCAUUAUUAAUGUCUUGUUGGAUGUCAAACUGAGGUUGUCUGCCUUUUCAUGUAAAUGUUGUAAGAUGCCAAGACACCAUUAGAAAAUCAUCUUUGAGACAAUCUGAUAAGGUGUUGGUUGUGCCUUAUGAUGAAUAGUUUUUCUAUUGGCUAUAAUCUGAGGUGGACAACAAAGUACAUCUGAAUAAUUUGGUGGACCAGAUUUAACUAAAUAUGAAUUUAUUACAUACAUUAUUAUUACAUAUAAAACAUUGCUAGUACAUGCAACAUUUUCACCAGACAUGCAAAAUUGGAUCUUAAAUUUGUAGUGUAAUUUAAAAUUAAAGUGCACUGUUUCAAUUAUUAAUCUAAAGUAUAAAAAUGUACUCAAGUCAAAGUUGGUAACAGACAGUUAUGGCUGGGGGGGGGGG